GGACAUGUUCAAUCAACACUUGAUUUACGACCUAACCGUAGGCUAGAUGAACUAGCCCCCUCUAGCUCCCCACCAUCACCUCAUAAUGCAACAUAUAUAAAUUCUGAAGAACAUUAAUCUGGACUCCUUUAAAGUAUCACUCUGCAAACAUUUCACGACGACGGCAGAUCUAUCAGAUUGAUGAUAAUCUUUACACGACAUAUCACAGCUAGUAACUAGUAUAAUACUUUCUAUAAAAAAAAUGCCUUAUUUUUCAAGCAUCAGCGACACAAUGUGGAUGUGCUGUAAUAACGCAUCGAGGGAUAAUCAAGGGUGCGGCGAGCGUAACAAGAUGACGCUGGACAAAUGUAACAAAUGUUCUCACAAAAAAUGCGAUAAGUGCAGGGUAACGAAAUUGCAGAUGUUGGUGGAGGACUUCAUAGACACCGAUAAAGUAAAGGAAGCGUUGGAGUCGCAAUUAAAGGAAACUCCGAGAGGAAGAUCUAAGGAAAAAGUAAAUGCUAUUUAAGGGCAGUGCUGGCCGACCGAUAUUUUGCGGGAUUGGAUUUUGUGAGGUUUCCAGCAAGAUUGAAGGCAUUCAAAAUGUCAGAUUAUAUUCUCAAAGAAUCUAGAGGCA
Molecule: messenger RNA, 616 nt
Organism: Botrytis cinerea B05.10
Lineage: Eukaryota; Fungi; Ascomycota; Leotiomycetes; Helotiales; Sclerotiniaceae
Exons: 2
Coding region: 242-508 (88 amino acids)
Source: RefSeq, a predicted model, not a curated record